AUGGCGUCGAAGACUGUUCCUACGACAAUCAGAAGUGUUUUUCUUACAUCUAGAAUCAGGCUUGCAGCUAGUGCAAGACGAUCUACCACCCCUUUCGACAGACUCUGUCAUCGAGCAGCAAUACCUACUAUUACUUCGUCUCAGAAUAACCACCGACCUCUACUCUACCGGCAUCAAAAGCAGCAGCGAAAUACCCUUGGUAAAGCUUCUGAAGCGCGAAGAACUAUUUUUAUUCAAACCCAGACUACGCCUAACGCCGAUGCAUUGAAGUUUCUGCCCAAUCAUCCAGUCCUACCUCCAAGCUUCCCAUCAACCUUCGUGGAAUAUACUUCUCCCCGAUCGACGCUUGCGCCGCCUCAUCCAUCACCGCUUGCGGCCAGAUUGCUCUCCGUUGAUGGAGUAUCGUCAAUUUUCUAUGGCGCCGACUUCAUCACCGUCACAAAAGCAGCCGACUCCAACUGGGCUCACAUAAAGCCAGAGGUGUUCAGUUUGAUCACGGAAGCUGUGACCUCAGGGGAGCAGAUGGUUAAUAUUGUGGAGAAGAACACUGCCGAGAAUGGGCAAGAUGCUGGAGGGGACACGCUCAGCGCCAGCGAUGAGGAUAGUGAAGUUGUAUCAAUGAUCAAAGAGCUCCUCGAAACUCGAAUCAGACCAGCUAUUCAAGAAGAUGGUGGAGAUAUUGAAUAUCGUGGCUUCGAAGAUGGAAUGGUGAUGCUGAAACUUAGAGGGGCAUGCCGAACCUGUGAUUCGAGCACCGUCACUUUAAAGAACGGCAUUGAGAACAUGCUAAUGCACUACAUUGAGGAAGUUAAAGGCGUUAAUCAAGUACUUGACCAGGAAGAAGAGAUUGCGUUGAAGGAGUUUGCCAAGUUUGAAGAGAAGCUACGACAACAGAAAGGUCCUGAUGCUGUGGCCUCGACGGUGGGAAAGGGGAGUCUUGACAGAGCUGAAGUAUGA
Molecule: messenger RNA, 957 nt
Organism: Endocarpon pusillum Z07020
Lineage: Eukaryota; Fungi; Ascomycota; Eurotiomycetes; Verrucariales; Verrucariaceae
Exons: 3
Coding region: 1-957 (318 amino acids)
Biological process (GO): iron-sulfur cluster assembly
Cellular component (GO): mitochondrion
Molecular function (GO): iron ion binding; iron-sulfur cluster binding
Source: RefSeq, a predicted model, not a curated record